AACGAAAAGGAGAAACACAGAGAAAAAAGCCUUGGGAUUUCCCGACCACAAUAAAUGGACGGACGAUGUCGCCGGUGGAUGAUCCUCGUGGUGGCGAUUUGGCUCCAGGCGCUCACCGGCACCAACUUCGAUUUCUCCUCCUACUCCUCGGAGCUGAAGGCGGCGUUGAAAAUCACGCAGGUGCAGCUGAAUUACCUCGCCGUUGCUUCAGAUCUUGGUAAGGCGUUCGGAUGGUCCUCCGGUCUUGCUCUUCUCUAUUUUCCUCUGCCUGCUGUACUGUUUCUUGCUGCCGGACUCGGCUCCCUCGGCUAUGGUUUGCAGUGGACUCUCAUAACCGGAUGGAUCUCCAUUCCAUAUGCCCUGGUGUUUGUGCUGUGCUUGUCGGCCGGCCUAAGCAUAUGCUGGUUCAACACGUUAUGCUUCGUCCUCUGCAUCCAGAACUUCACCACAGACCGUUCCCUCGCCCUCUCCCUCACCGUCAGCUUCAACGGCCUCAGCGCCGCCUUAUAUGGCCUCGCUGCUAACGCCAUCAACGGGCCCCCUUCCUCCUACCUCCUCCUCAACGCCGCAAUCCCCUUCUUCGCCUCUGUUUUUGCUCUCAUACCCAUCCUCCACCGGCCGCCUCCCCAACCCCCACAAGCCUCCUCAGACAGAAACGUCUUUCUCGUCCUCAAUACCCUCGCUUUCCUCACCGGCCUUUACCUCCUCUUCCACAACCCCAACUCCCCCAACCCUUUUAUCUCUGCCCUAAUCCUCUCCGGCGCAGUAAUCCUCCUAGCCUUUCCGCUUGUCGUUGUUGCGAUAGAAUGGGCUCAUUGCUCCAAUGAUUCCGAUGGCUUGGUCCUAUACGACUUGCAGAAGGCACUGAUUGUCGGAGAGGUCGUACAAGAGGACGUUGAAAGUACUGCCAAUGGGUGGCUGUGCUACUUCAAUGAGGUGACGACGAAAGACAGGAUUACAGUACUGGGGGAGGAGCACGGGGCGAGGAGACUUGUCCGCCGGCUAGAUUUCUGGCUGUACUACAUCUCUUAUUUCUGCGGCGGGACGGUUGGUCUCGUUUACAGCAACAACCUGGGUCAGAUCGCCCAGUCUUUGGGGCAGCGAUCGCAGACCACCUUUCUCGUCAACGUCUACUCCUCAUGCUCCUUCUUCGGCCGCCUCCUCUCCGCCGCUCCCGACUUUUUCCCCGGGAAGAUAAGGUUCGCCAGAACCGGCUGGCUAGCCGCAGCACUCGUCCCAAUGCCGCUGGUUUUCUACAAGAUGUCCAAGGAAGAAGACGGGCAAACUCUUGUCGUCGGAACAGCACUGAUUGGUCUGAGCUCCGGAUUCAUCUUCGCGGCGGCUGUGUCCGUAACAUCGGAACUCUUUGGGCCUUCGAGCUUUGCAGUGAACCACAACAUCGUCAUAACAAACAUUCCGUUGGGCUCCCUCAUCUACGGAUUGCUGGCCGCGCUUGUCUACGACGCCAACGGUAGUGUUGGCGUGCAGCGGCUAUGCAAGGCUGCGGCGACGCUGCUUCGCGAUGGCGUGGUGGUUUGCAUGGGUCCGCGGUGCUAUGGAAAGACCUUUCUCGGCUGGGGAUGUAUUUCGAUGCUUGGUCUUGCUUGCGGCGUUGCGCUUUACUUGAGGACGAGGGCGGCGUAUAGAUCCGCGGAUGAAAGUGGUGGCUAGAGGUUUGUGCGAACGUUAUUGGCUCUC
Phalaenopsis equestris is the source of this 1698-nucleotide messenger RNA. RefSeq names its product protein NUCLEAR FUSION DEFECTIVE 4-like. Gene Ontology annotation, cellular component: membrane. Bases 55 to 1671 code for a protein of 538 amino acids. The record is from RefSeq and is a predicted model, not a curated record. The transcript is spliced from 3 exons. Lineage: Eukaryota; Viridiplantae; Streptophyta; Magnoliopsida; Asparagales; Orchidaceae.